AGUGAGGAGCAUCCUGAAGGUGAGCGCUCCCACAGGGGGUCAGUCUGGCCCCGGGGAAGUUAGGGGCCUGGCAGGCGAUCCACUGAGAUGGAUUUGGAUCAGCUGGACCUGAACCCCAGAAUUAUUGCUGCAGUCAAGAGAGCCAAACUGAAGUCAGUAAAGGAGGUUCUGCAUUUUUCUGGACCAGACUUGCAGAGACUGACCGGGCUGUCCAGCCCCGACGUCCAGCACUUGCUCACAGCAGCCUCCCUAUGGCUCCGAGGACCCCACACCCUGACAGCCCUGCACCUGGUCCAGCAGAAGGAGCGCUUCCCUGUGCAGCACCAGCGCCUAAGUCUGGGCUGCCCCGUGCUGGACAGGGUCCUGGGCGGCGGCCUGCCCCUGGGCGGCAUCACGGAGCUUGCGGGCUGCAGCUCGGCAGGGAAGACCCAGCUGGCACUACAGCUGAGCCUGGCUGUGCAGUUCCCACAGCAACACGGAGGCCUGGAGGCUGGGGCCGUCUACAUCUGCACGGAGGAUGUCUUCCCCAGCAAGCGACUGCAGCAGCUGAUUGCACAGCAGCAGCGGCUGCGGAUGGAUGUGCCAAGCGAGGUGGUCCAGAAGAUCAAGUUCAGCAACCACAUCUUCAUCGAGCACGCAGCAGAUGUGGACACCUUGCUGGAGUGUGUAAGGAAGAAGGUCCCCGUGCUGCUGUCAAGGGGCAUGGCCCGACUGGUAGUCAUCGACUCCGUGGCAGCUCCGUUUCGCUGUGAGUUUGACAAAGAGGGCCCUGCCCUCCGGGCCAGGCAUCUGCAAUCCCUGGGGGCCGAGCUGCGCCGGCUGAGCAGCGCCUUCCAGGCCCCCGUGCUAUGCAUCAACCAGGUGGGUGAGGCGGCAGUUUGCCCAGAUGCCCAGGACGAUGGGGAGGGGCUGCGAAGGGGACUUCAAGGGGCUCUGGUCAUGAUAUGGAAAACCAGGGGACCCUCAACUACUGCUGCCCCCAUUGGACUCUUCCAGGUGACAGAGGCUGUGGAGGAGCAGGGCUUGCUGCCCUGCCUACCAGGACCCUGGGACCCGCGCCUGUCUCCAGCCCUUGGUAUCGCCUGGGCUAACCAGCUUCUGAUGAGACUGAUGGCUGACCGUGUCCGCGCACAAGAAGCCGUCCCGGGCUUGCCCGGUGGCCUGACCCGAACCCUGAGGGUGCUCUUUGCCCCCCACCUGCCUCCUUCCUCCUGCUCCUACACAGUCGGCUGUGAAGGGGUGCGAGGGGCCAUGCCCAGCUAACACACCAGUAUCUGUGGACAGCCCAACCAAGCCCUUAGGGGCUGAGCAGCACAGUUCCCAAGGGUACCGUCCCUCCUCUCCCCAAGUUGUUCCCUCCCAGUAGACUGGCCCUUGGAAGGCAAAUGACCCACGAGCAGUCCGGGGCUCUGCCUCUGCAGGGCAGUAGGUGGUGCCCCGCCUCCGCCCACUAAGGUGGCAGAGAGCCAUACUGGCACACUCUGUCGUGAAAGUCUAUUUGGGCUCAAGGUGGAGGAACAGACUGGCAUCUGGCCAAGUCUGGAAGUGGUAAAGGGGCUGACCUCACCUCGGCCGCCUGCAGGCAAAAGCAGCCCUGGGCAGUUGAUGAAAGAAGAAACAGGAAAUGAGACGCCCUGCCUCCAAGCCUGGCCUUGCUGGGCUCUAGGCUGACAACAGGAGGAGCUGUGGCCUAAGAGGGCAGGGCUG
Molecule: messenger RNA, 1707 nt
Organism: Dipodomys ordii (Ord's kangaroo rat)
Lineage: Eukaryota; Metazoa; Chordata; Mammalia; Rodentia; Heteromyidae
Gene: Xrcc3
Product: X-ray repair complementing defective repair in Chinese hamster cells 3
Exons: 6
Coding region: 88-1263 (391 amino acids)
Biological process (GO): t-circle formation; double-strand break repair via synthesis-dependent strand annealing; resolution of mitotic recombination intermediates
Cellular component (GO): replication fork; Rad51C-XRCC3 complex
Molecular function (GO): four-way junction DNA binding; ATP-dependent DNA damage sensor activity; ATP binding
Source: RefSeq, a predicted model, not a curated record